UCCUUGAACAGACAAAGAUAAGGCACAGAGUUGUCAAGACAGGGAGCAGAGCAGAGUUUACAUAGACCUUGCUCACUCUCAGGAGUUCUGGUCUUUGCAGAGAUGGCCACAAGGCUCCAACUUUCACAAUGGGCUUUGGUGGGGCUGGCUUUCUGUACUGUUUUCCUGGGCUUUGCCAAAGCAGGGAAGCUGUUGGUGAUCCCCCUGGAUGGCAGCCACUGGCUCAGCACACGUGAAGUGGUCCAGGAGCUCAGUCUGAGAGCCCACAAAAGUGUCGUGCUGGCACCGGAGCUGUCUGUGCACAUCAAGGAAGGACAGUACUACACUCUGAGGACCUUUCCAGUCACUUUCAGCAAGGACCUUUUCCACCAGAUGAUGCACAAUAAUUCCCAUAAGAUCUUUAACACAGAACCUUUCCUGAAGAGAUUUUUUGGUGUCAUCACAAACUUGAAGAAUGUUUUUGAUAUGUACUUUAGCUUUUGUACGGACUUAGUCUAUAACAAGGACCUCAUGAAGUCCCUGGAAGAAGCCCACUUUGAUGCCGUUUUAACUGAUCCUGCUCUUCCCUGUGGAGCCCUGGUGGCACAGUAUCUGUCUAUUCCAGCUGUUUAUUUUUUGCGAGGAAUCCCCUGUGGUUUAGAUGCUGAAAGCACUCAGUGCCCAGAUCCACCUUCCUAUAUCCCCAGACUGGCCACAGAAAACACAGACCAGAUGACAUUCCUACAGCGGGUAAAAAACAUUCUAUACUCUUUGCCCCAUAACAUGGUGUGCCACAUGAUGUAUUCAUCUUUUGUAAGCCUGGCUUCAGAACUCCUUCAGAGAGACAUGAAUAUAGUGGAUGUUCUGAGCUAUGGAUCUGUGUGGCUUAUGAGGACAGACUUUGUGAUGGAUUACCCUAAACCAAUCAUGCCAAACAUGGUCUUCAUUGGAGGCAUCAACUGUGCCAGUACCAAGCAGCUCUCUAAGGAAUUUGAAGCCUAUGUGAAUGCUUCUGGGGAACACGGAGUUGUGGUCUUCUCGCUGGGCUCUAUGGUCUCAGAAAUCCCAAUGAGCAAAGCCAUGGAAAUCGCUGAAGCUUUGGGCACAAUACCUCAGACAGUAUUGUGGCGAUACACUGGAACAACACCAUCUAAUCUAGCCAAGAAUACCAAACUUGUGAAAUGGCUUCCACAGAAUGAUCUGCUUGCUCACCCAAAGACCCGGGCAUUCAUCACUCAUGCUGGAUCUCACGGGAUCUAUGAAGGGCUGUGUAAUGGAGUGCCCAUGGUGUUGAUGCCUUUGUUUGGAGAUCAGAUGGACAAUGCUAAACGCAUGGAGUCAAGAGGGGCAGGAGUGAUCCUGAAUGUCCUUGAAAUGACAUCUGAUGAUCUCAGCAAGGCACUGAAGACUGUUAUCAAUGACCAAAGCUACAAGGAAAACAUCAUGCGCCUGUCAGCUCUUCACAGAGAUCGGCCUAUCAGCCCCCUUGACCUUGCUGUGUUCUGGGUUGAAUUUGUGAUGAGAAACAAAGGGGCCCCACAUUUACGUGCUGCCGCCCAUGACCUCAACUGGAUCCAGUACCAUUCCUUGGAUGUCAUUGCUUUCCUCCUGGCUAUUGUAUUGACUGUUGUACUAAUUGCUGUAAAAUGCCUCAAGUUUUGUUUCCAGAAAUGCGUUGGCCAAAAAGGAAAAGCUAAGAAAGCCACCAAACCUAAGUCUCAUUGAGCCAUACUUUAAAAACUAGAUGAAAUUUUAGUUUGUUCUCCUUAUGGUUUCAGAAAAUGGACCCAUAUGAAUUAUAUGCACACUCAAGCACACAAAUACACUAAUGUACCCCAUGCAGACAACUCAUUUUUAAAUCAAUUUUUGAUAAAGAAAAUCUCAAUCUUAUUUUGUUGUUUAUUGAAGUAGGAGCAUAGAGUUUGAGAGCUAGAAGAUGACCAGUUAGUCCAACCAUCUCAUAUUACAGCUCAGGAAAUGGAAGUGUCAUGAGGGGAAACUUUUGGGCUGAAGAUGAGAAUUAGAGGAGGGGCCUGAUAGCUGACUUCCCAUUUCACAUGGAGGAGAGAUCAGCUGCACUCAGCUUGGCCUCAGAAGAUAGAACUGAGAACAAUGAGGAAGGAAGGAAUUACAUCAUUUAGGUCAGGGUCAGUGAAAACCUCCUAACAAUUGAAACUAUCCAGCAGGAAUGGCCUGCCUCUGGUAGAAGGGAGUUCCCAUUCAUUGGGGCUUUCCAAAUCAGCGCUGGAUGACCAGUGCCUGGAAGGUUGUGCAAAUACAACCUGGGAGUUUGAGCCAGGUACAAGUUUGACUCGAUGACCACUGAAGUCUUUUCCAACUCUCUGAUUCUGUGAUUCUAAGACAUUCUCUGGGGAUACACGACUAGUUUGCAGCUGAGCUAGGCCAGAAGCCAGGUCUUCUGAUUGUUAGCACUCCCUUCUCCCUCUCAAGACACAAAAAGCUAUAACAUGACUACCGGACUGAUUCUCCUUCCCCAUUCUUCAAGAUUCUAGCUUCAAAUCAUUUGUUUAGAACAGCUGCAUGAGUCAAUUAUGCAUUUGGAAUCAUUUUUUAAACUGGAAACAUAUACAGCACCCCUUUCAGGUGGCUUCCUAAUGAGUUGUGAUUGUUAAUCAUUUAUUAUAAAGGUUAAUUCAUUCCCCCAUCACCUUUCUUCUAUUUCCAUCCUCCAUUUCUUUGCAAAACACUGCCAGUUGAGCUCUCCCACUAAUAAUACAUGGGCUCAUGGGCUCAAGAUUCACGUGACCCUUUGGGCACAGGAAGGUGGGCAUGUCUGCUAAGAUGGGCUGCUGCUCUUCUUCAUAAUGUUGGGAAUUAAUUAGACUCUGUCCCUCAUGGAAAUGGAUUAUUUCUGCAUUGCAAGACCAAGAUAGAUCAGGCCAAACAAAGAACAAUGCCAUGUGGUGCUCUGCUAGUACAAAUGGAUCAGAAUGUUAUCAGUCACCCACAAGCAGUGUUUGUAGCAAAGUCACAACUUAUCAUAUUGCUCAAAACAAAUCUAAAUAUGUGAAUAAAUCACUACUAAUUAUUUUUCCUGCA
Trichosurus vulpecula (common brushtail) is the source of this 3039-nucleotide messenger RNA. RefSeq names its product UDP-glucuronosyltransferase 1A1-like. The record is from RefSeq and is a predicted model, not a curated record. The transcript has 5 exons. The coding region runs from base 103 to 1704 and encodes 533 amino acids. Lineage: Eukaryota; Metazoa; Chordata; Mammalia; Diprotodontia; Phalangeridae. Gene Ontology annotation, molecular function: UDP-glycosyltransferase activity.